GGAAAACGAAUCUUAUAUGGGCGUGACGCAGUCUCAUUUGGUUUAUAUGCCGCUCCUGUCAGCUGUGGACUGGCAGAGACCUCAAGUCAACGGUGUCAUCAGCUGUUCAGCAUAACAAUCCUCAGAACUCGUCAGAACAACUAAGAUUUCAAGUUCUCACUAUGGAUCUCAUAGUCACAUUGAUGAGUGGAGAAGCGCGUCCCUUGAGCGUGGAGCAGAACACAACCGUUAAGGAUCUUAAGAAACGCAUCUCCGAAGUCUUUCACCUGCCAGUGGCCAGGAUAAAACUGACCUGCGAAAAUGGGCAAAAGAUCCAGCUCAGCGACGACUCCAAAGUUUUGAGCUUUUACGGCUUGCAUUCUGGAUCUAGAGUGUGGCUGCUGGUGACUCCCGAACCCGCGUCAUUCCAGGUGUUCCUGAAGAAUGAAAAAGGUCAGACAAGCACCUACGAUGUCUCGCCUGGGGAGACCGUUACCAAGUUCAAAGCCAGGGUCUACAACAAGGAGGGGGUUCCCGUCGAUCAACAGAGGCUGAUCCACGAAGGCAAGCAAUUCGAUGACGGAAGGACUCUGGCAGACUAUAACGUUGCAGUUAACAGUACCAUUUUCCUGACGCUCCGUUUAAGGGGAGGCUGAGUAUUUGGGGAAUAUAUUUUCCAAUCUUUUACAUGACAUUUUAAAUUAUAUUACCUUUUACACUGGAAGUAAUUAGUCAAAGUGAUGUUUGAAAAUCUGUAUUUAGCUCCUUGUAACAGGCAGGAAAUCCUUAACAACGUUAUUCAUGUCAAAUGUUUAUCCACAUUAACCAAUCAUUGUAAUACGUUAAUAAGAAAUGUAACAAUUAAAAAUGGAUAACGAUCA
This is a messenger RNA of Osmerus eperlanus (European smelt), 860 nucleotides long. RefSeq names its product ISG15 ubiquitin like modifier (gene isg15). The transcript is spliced from 2 exons. Gene Ontology annotation, biological process: protein ubiquitination; modification-dependent protein catabolic process. The coding region runs from base 162 to 635 and encodes 157 amino acids. NCBI's taxonomy places the organism in Eukaryota, Metazoa, Chordata, Actinopteri, Osmeriformes, Osmeridae. Gene Ontology annotation, molecular function: protein tag activity; ubiquitin protein ligase binding; structural constituent of ribosome. Gene Ontology annotation, cellular component: cytoplasm; cytosolic small ribosomal subunit; nucleus. The record is from RefSeq and is a predicted model, not a curated record.